Molecule: messenger RNA, 954 nt
Organism: Trichogramma pretiosum
Lineage: Eukaryota; Metazoa; Arthropoda; Insecta; Hymenoptera; Trichogrammatidae
Product: mitochondrial import inner membrane translocase subunit Tim22-like
Exons: 4
Coding region: 471-890 (139 amino acids)
Biological process (GO): protein insertion into mitochondrial inner membrane
Cellular component (GO): TIM22 mitochondrial import inner membrane insertion complex
Molecular function (GO): transmembrane protein transporter activity
Source: RefSeq, a predicted model, not a curated record
UGUAUCUUCGUGACCAUUUGAAAGAGUUUCAAAUUCUUUAUCAAAUUCAUUGAUAAAAUUCUCACUCGAAAUGUUUCUGUUACAUGCCGAUCCCUCAAAAUACAUCUGAAGUAUCUUAAGCACAAGCAUGGCUAACAGUAGAUGAAAAUAAGAUAAUGAGAUUGAAACAUGAGAUCUUGAAAUUUCGUGGUUCGGCGACCGACAGAUUUUUUUUCUCUGCUGCUUUUGGCAUCGGUGGCAAACAGUUAGAAUGAUACAAGUUAAUAAUUCCCCUGGGCCAAUUGCAGCCCAACAAAAACCACCGCUUGUAGAUGUUCCAGAUGAAAAAUUCAACCCUGUCUCCAUGCUAAAUGACAAAUGGGACAAGAUAGCAAUUAUGAACAUGAUUGAUAAUCCACAACCAUAUCGCGAAAAAAUCAUUAUUCCUCAUUCAUUGGGUGGUGGCUGUAUCACAACAAAUAAAAAAAAAUAUGUCAAAUGGUGUACGAAGUUGUGUGAAUGAAAGUAUAACUAGUGGUAUUGCAGGUUUGGCUUUGGGAGCUGGUAUUGAUUUGUUUAGUAUAACUGUGAUACCAAAUGUUGUAUCUAUUAAAAAACCAUAUAGAUUCACAAAAGUUUUAAGAGACUCGAAUAUCGCUACUUUUUCUACUGCAAAAAGUUUUGUUCUUAUUCGUGCCGUCUUCUCAGCUGCUGAAUUUACAAUAGAAUUUUAUCGAGGAAAAAAUGAUUCGAAAAAUGGUACCUAUGCAGCAGCAUUGACAGGAGGCAUGCUGGCGCUAAGAGCGGGAAAAAUGGGCUUUGUAGGGGCAUUUGGUUUUGCAGCCUUUUACGCAUAUACCCAUCACAUAUAUUAUUACAUGGAAAAGACUAAAGCAAUUAUGGUUACAUAAUGUACAUAAAAUGUUUUUCAGUAUAAAUUUGUAAUUGUAAAAAUUAGGAUUGUUGGAAAUGACA